AUGACAGAUGAUGCAACUAUUGCCGAUACCGAACUUCUCCAAUUUGCUUCUAAUAUCGGGUUUGGUGCCGACAUUGUACUCCGCUAUUCUGUUGAUGAUCUACCUUCUGGUGAGCAAAGAAAUGGCAAUAACAUGGCCCUCACAUGCCAUCCGUCUGUUUGCCUCGGUGGAACAUUCGACACCCUCCACCACGGCCACAGAGUUCUCCUGGGUGUUGCUGCCCUGCUAGCUCAGCGUCGUCUACUGGUUGGCAUUACCGACUCUUGUCUCCUUAAGAAAAAGCUCCUCGCUCCGCUGAUUGAAGCACACAGCAGGAGGUGCUCAGCUGUUUCAACCUUCUUAUCUGACAUCGAUUUCCCCAUGGAGAGACUUGAGAUAUGUCGUCUGACUGACCCGUUUGGGCCGCCAGCCAAUGAUCCUGAUUUCCAGUGUAUUGUGGCAAGCCCCGAAUCUGUCCCUGGUUGUAAGAAAAUCAAUGAGAUGCGGGCUGACAACCAACUCCCUGAACUCCACAUUGAAGUAAUCGAGUUUGUCCCACGCAAUGAUCAUGCCCAACUCAGCCUUCCGCAAAGUUUCGCGGACUCUAAAAUCAGUUCCUCAACCCUACGCAUGGACCUCCUUGGUCGUAGUUUGCUGUCGCGGCCUCUGAAGCCGAGUCGGCCGAAAGGACGACCCUGGGUUGUUGGUUUGGCAGGGCCCGCAGGCUCCGGGAAGUCCACAAUCACGCAGCACUUGAAGAAUCUCGCUGGUGACCGUCUCCACGUGUUGCACGCGGACCAAAUCGGCCAUCAGAUCUACGAACCAGGCACCCAAACCUACACGACCCUCGUUGAACACUUCGCACCAGAGUCGAUCGUUGAAAGCGCUCCGCCCCACAGAAUCGACAGAAGGAAGCUAGCCAGUCUGGUUUUUAACAAAGCCGAACAGUUGGAACGCCUGAAUGCCGUAGUCUGGCCUCGGAUCGCCUCCGUCAUUGAAACGCAAAUUAUCGAGUUGCAAAACGACAACCGGGCAGAGUUGCCAAUCGUUGUGAUUGAUGCUGCAUUGUUAUUCGAAGCUGGCUGGGAUCAGAUUUGUGAUGAGGUGUGGACAGCCUACAUCCCACUGGACGAGGCUGAACGACGUCUGGUGCAGCGUAGCAACCUCAGUGCGGAGGAGGCUCUUAAACGCUUGUGUUUUCAAGCCACAGGAGUCCUUGAAAGCAUCGGUGGUGGCUCAGCGGAUUGGUGGACGCCGUGCCAGCGUGGUUCCACCGUUGGACCAAUCGCGCGGUCAAAUGUGGUGUUUUGCAGUGUAUGGGAAGUGGAUUACACCAGGAAGCAGGUCAAACGUGCGUGGGAGGACCUGAUUCAACGGAUUUCUGAGCUUCAGUGA
Mesocestoides corti is the source of this 1374-nucleotide messenger RNA. NCBI's taxonomy places the organism in Eukaryota, Metazoa, Platyhelminthes, Cestoda, Cyclophyllidea, Mesocestoididae. The record is from the annotation of a GenBank genome assembly.